CCAGGACCGCUACGCGUACCGCGACGUCAUGACGGACGUGAUCAUCCAGCACCUGGUCACCGAGCAGAAGGUCCGCAUCCGGUGCAAGGACUACGUGAAGAAGAUCGCCGUCUACCGCGACCGCCUGGCUGUGCAGCUGCCCGACAAGGUGCUUAUCUACGAGGUCUCUCACGACGACCCUGUGGAGAUAUGCACUACAAGAACAUCGAGAAAAUCAAGCAGAAGUUUGUUUGCUCUUUGCUUGUCGUCACGACCUGUCACAUCAUCCUGUGCCAGGAGCCAUGGCGGCAGGCGGACUGUGUAUGCGAGGCG
Molecule: messenger RNA, 312 nt
Organism: Prorocentrum cordatum
Lineage: Eukaryota; Dinophyceae; Prorocentrales; Prorocentraceae
Source: the annotation of a GenBank genome assembly